Molecule: messenger RNA, 1752 nt
Organism: Cladophialophora psammophila CBS 110553
Lineage: Eukaryota; Fungi; Ascomycota; Eurotiomycetes; Chaetothyriales; Herpotrichiellaceae
Exons: 8
Coding region: 1-1752 (583 amino acids)
Source: RefSeq, a predicted model, not a curated record
AUGGUCAUGGUCAAUGGAGCGAGCAGUCCUGGAUCUGCGUCCCGACGCCGCUCGGGCUCUCAAGUCGACCUAACACCACACAAUGUUACUGACGAAGAGCCUCCCCACGCAAGGUUCCAUGAGCCCGACUUCCAGCUCCAGCUUGCCAUCUCCAAGGGUCUGGUUGAAGAUCUCGUUUAUGUUCUGGAAAGCUCCUCGUUGCAUAGCGAGCCGGGAUCACGAAUCCGAACGCUUUACUUGCAGGCUGUUAAAUUGAGUCGAUAUCAAGAUCCUUCUACUCGUACUGUUGGCCUAGUGGGUAACUCAGGGGUCGGAAAAAGCAGUCUGCUGAACUCGUUGUUAGAUCGCAGGGGGUUUGCACGCACCAGUAACAGUGGAGCGGCAUGCACCUGUGUUGUUACAGAGUAUCACUAUCAUGAGAAUGCCAAUUUUGCCCUCGAAGUGGAAUACUUCACCCAGGAAGAGAUUCGAGAGCAGUUCACCGAGCUUUUGCAAUCCUACCGAAGCCAUCACUUACAUGAGCAUGAUGAUGACACUAGUAUGACAGCAGAUGACUGUGGGGACUUACAAGAAAAAGCAAAGGCCGCUAAAGAUACAUUUCGCGCCGCAUUUAGGAACCACCUCACUCAGAACGAACGAUUUCUGCUUGAUGAUCCGGAAGAGCAUGUGCUCCAGACACUGCUAACAUGGGCUGUGAGCACGGGUUUACCAGUGGUGGGGGGAACCAACAUGGUGCCCAGAACUGAAUUCGCUCGUGCAGAGGUCUUCUCUAAUCACUUGAUGGGAUUGACCUCUGAGCCAGCAGAUGCUAGCGAGCCCUCUAAAUGGCCCUUCAUUCGAAAGAUAAGCAGGGUUUACCUCAACGCCUAUAUUCUGAGCAAAGGCCUCGUACUGGUUGAUCUUCCAGGCCUUCGGGAUCUCAAUUCGGCUCGAUUGAAAAUCACAGAGAGAUACUUGCUCCAUUGCGACGAGAUAUUUGCUGUCUGCAAUAUAGGCCGGGCCACGACGGACCCUGGCGUCAAGGAAGUGUUCGAGCUAGCAAAGAGGGCUUCGUUGUCGAAGAUUGGAAUCGUGUGCACAAGGUCUGAUGAGAUCCACGCCGACGAGGAAGAGCGAGAUCGGGGUGAAGGAAUCAGGAAUGAAAUCCGGAGGUUGAGAAGGAAUGUUGACGACCUCAAGAAAGUCGCUGAAGCGACCGAAAGCGAAAUCGACGACAACACUCCCGAUGGCAAUGUUGACGAUGACAUAAAUGACGAAAUGAGGAGCAAGUUGGUGUCAUUAAACGCUACCCGCAAAACGACAAGGAGACGUCUCGCUAUGGCAAAGUUUGAAUUGAUAAGAUACCUCGUCACCACCCGCAACCAGAAAGUCACGGGAGAGCUCCAGAAGCUUUAUCAGAACCAAAUCGCUACAGCGAACCUCCCUGUCUUCUGCAUCAGCAACAUAAUCUACCAGGACCAUCGAGAUAAACCAAAAGCCGAGGCUCUGCCCUACCUGCAGUUGUCGGGAAUUCUGCAAGUUCGGAGACAUUGCCUUUCCCUAGUCGCAGAAGGCCAGCUCCGUGCUGCAACAGAGUACGUCACCAACGCCAUUCCAGCAUUGCUCGGAUCGAUUGAGCUCUGGAUUCAAGCUGGUGCGGGAAGUGUGGGCGCCGAGAGAAAGCAGGCAAUUCGAGGAGCUUUGGAUCGGAUUGAAGACGAGUUAGAAGCCGUAAGUGCUUUGGCACGUCAGUCCAACCAAGAUCGUGGCUAG